Rosa chinensis is the source of this 1691-nucleotide messenger RNA. RefSeq names its product F-box/LRR-repeat protein At3g26922. Gene Ontology annotation, molecular function: protein binding. The record is from RefSeq and is a predicted model, not a curated record. NCBI's taxonomy places the organism in Eukaryota, Viridiplantae, Streptophyta, Magnoliopsida, Rosales, Rosaceae. The transcript is spliced from 4 exons. Bases 138 to 1517 code for a protein of 459 amino acids.
AUAUUCAGAAUCUUUCACACUCGAGAGUUGCAGAAAUGGUGAAACGCCGAGGUUAGCAUUGGUAUUUUGGUUCUCAUUUUCAUACAGACGGUGAGACUGUUUGUCAGAGUUUUCAGUAUUCACUGACAUCAGGUUUGAUGUCAGAGCUUGAAGCAAAAAGAGUUAAAGAUAGAAUCAGUGCAUUACCAGAUGCAGUCCUUUGUCACAUCCUUUCAUUCCUUGAUAGAACAGAAGAUGCUGUGACGACCAGCGUUUUGUCCAAAAGAUGGAAGAAAAUCUGGGCCUCUGCACCCAGUCUUGUCUUUUGCGAUGAAGAUAACCCGGACUGUGUUUCUUUUGUGAGGUUUGUUGAUAAUGUACUCUUCUUUCGCAACUCAACAGACAUUAGAAAGUUCCAUCUUCAGUCUUGCUGUGUUAAGGAUUUCGCUCGUAUUUAUGGUUGGAUUGGCACUGCCAUAAGGCGUAAUGUUGUUGAACUCGAUCUUUCUGUAGAGGAUUUUGCAGGUGAUGAUGAUCACCCUCGGGUUUUUGAGUUGCCUGAGAGUGUUUUCACAUGCAAAACACUGAUGGUUUUGGGGUUGUCUUCAAACUUUAUUACCAAUCCUCCCACUUCAGGGUGUUUCCCAAGCCUCAAGUCUCUCAAUGUGCAGAUUGACCAUCCAGUCAAUAAAUCUGUGGAGAAGCUUUUUUCUUGCUGCCCUGUACUGGAAAAUUUACGCAUAGGUGGAUCACAUGGAAUGCAAAGAGAUGAUCCGAUUUUGAAUUUUAAUGUCUCUGCGCCUGAAUUGAAGACGUUAAGAAUAUAUUGGAGUUCAUGUGAUGUUUAUGAGAAGUGCUGCAAGUUUCAUAUUAAUGCCCCGAAGCUUGAAAACUUUCAUCUUUGGCAGGAUCCUCCUACAGAUUGUUUUUUGGAGAAUUCAAAAACGUUAGUCAAAGUUACUAUUACUCUCUGUGACCCACUCCAUGACAAUUCUGCAGAAGCAGAUCAUCGCUUUGCUAUCCGUGGAACUGCUCUUCUGGCAGGAAUAUCUAGUGCUAGGUCCUUGUAUCUUUCAGCACAUCGUUUGAAAAAAUGUUGUCUGCCUACUUUUGACAAGUUGAGCAGAUUGGAGUUGAUUCUUUACAAUUGCUAUUACUGGGAACUGCUGAAAGAGGUGCUCAAGAGAUCGCCUAAUCUGGAAAGGCUCGUCUUGGAACUUAAUGAAUGCAAGUGUGGAGAAUCCUCGGAUCAUCAAUGGAUCCCACCACGGUUCGUGCCUAGUUGUUUGCUGUCACAACUCAAGACUAUCUCUAUAAGGGGAUUCAAGGGCAAAGUAGAUGAGAUGGAUGUGGCAAAGUAUUUGUUGGAAAAUGGCGAAGGUUUGAAGAAGAUGACUAUUUACUAUAAUGAUCAUCUGUGCAAGAAAGAAGAGUUGCACAAGCAAUUCUCAAUGUUUCAGUGGGCUUCAGUGACUUGUCAAGUUGAACUUUUCUCAGACAUAAGAGAAGCAAAUUGUGCUUCUUUCGGUAUGUUCUAGGAUCAAUUUCACAACGGUAGAUGUAUCGUCAGUAUUGGUACAAGUUGAAUCUAUUUGUGGUUGAUCGUUUUCCUUUGUAUAACUAUCUCUGUUUAGCUUCGUAACUCAUUGUGACAUGUCAUGGUCCAAUUUGCAAUGGAAAAAGUAUGUUUGCUUUUACCAACUCGACCACUU